AAGUGGGCCACACAGACGCGAGGCGAGGUUGAGCCGGGGAGCCCAGCUUCGGUGACAACUUCCUCCACUCCCGCCCCUCCUGCACGAGCCUCCUGGGUGCGCGCCCCGACGACGUCAUCAGCCAGCGCCGCGCGACGCCUGUCAUUCGGCCCCGCCCCCGCGGCGGACGGGCCCCGUCGCUGCCGGUCCCAGCUAUGGUCCUUGCCUGUGCUUCGUAAGCUGGCCCCGCGUGUCCCGACGUGGCCUCAUCAUGGUGGCUGCGGCAGCGGCCCUGGCAGCGGCCGAUCCCCCUCCCACGAUGCCGCAGGCGGCAGGGGUCGGAGGGUCCACCGCCCGGCGAGACUUCUACUGGCUGCGCUCCUUCCUGGCCGGAGGUGGGCGCUGGCGGCGGGGCGGGGGCGCGGCAGGGCGGGAGCCGGCUGACGUUCCGGACCCACCUGCUUCGCCGCGACCCCUUUCUAAUGAUGACCACCUGGCUGGGGACAGCUGGGUCAUGGGGUCUUGGGCUCUCGCAGAGGGACUGUCCAGCAGCAGGGAGGUAUGGGGCACCUUCUACCCUGCCAACUAUGGUACUGUGAGUGUUUUUGGGCACUGGCAUCUUCCCAAACCCUCAAAGGAGGUAAUGCUAAGGAGGAAACGUGAAAUAAAUUACAUAGGAGUAUUUUCUGCAUUGUGUGCUGUUCCCCGAAAGGAAGGAUACCUUGGAUUGUAUAAAGGAAAUGGUGCCAUGAUGAUUCGAAUCUUUCCCUAUGGUGCAAUCCAGUUUAUGGCAUUUGAGCAGUAUAAAAUGUUGAUUACCACAAAGCUGGGAAUUUCUGGUCAUGUGCACAGAUUGAUGGCUGGAUCCUUGGCAGGCAUGACGGCAGUUAUCUGUACCUACCCUCUUGAUGUGGUCAGGGUGCGCCUGGCGUUCCAGGUGAAAGGGGAACACACCUAUACAGGAAUUAUUCAUGCCUUCAAAACCAUUUAUGCAAAGGAAGGUGGUUUCCUUGGAUUUUACAGAGGCCUGAUGCCAACCAUAUUAGGAAUGGCUCCGUAUGCAGGUGUUUCAUUUUUUACUUUUGGUACCUUAAAGAGUGUUGGGCUUGCCCAUGCCCCUACCCUUCUUGGCAGACCUUCAUCAGACAACCCUAAUGUGUUAGUUUUGAAAACUCACAUAAAUUUACUUUGUGGUGGUGUUGCUGGAGCAAUAGCACAGACAAUAUCCUACCCAUUUGAUGUAACUCGUCGGCGAAUGCAAUUAGGAACUGUUCUGCCAGAAUUUGAAAAGUGCCUUACCAUGCGGGAGACUAUGAAGUAUGUCUACGGGCACCAUGGGAUCCGCAAGGGGCUGUACCGGGGUUUAUCUCUGAAUUACAUCCGCUGCGUUCCUUCUCAAGCCGUGGCUUUUACAACGUAUGAACUUAUGAAGCAAUUUUUUCACCUCAACUAAAAAAAAUUGUUGCUUGGGGUUUCUUGUCCUUCAUAAGCUCUGGAAGGAAACAUUGAAUGCAGGAGAAGCAUUACUUGAAGGGGUUAUUGACCCUAGCACAGGAACCACUUCUCUUUUAAUACUUGAUUUUUUUUUUUUAAGUCAGAAAUCAAAAGUGCUUAACUGACUUUUUGAUGCCAAUCGUUACAUCUUAGAACACUGAAAAAAACCUCCUCAGCUGAUGCCGGCUAAUCAGUUAGGUUAUUUGAAACUGGUAAAAGUAUCAUUUGGAAGUGCAGUGUCUGUAACUUCAUAAUGGAGGUCAAGAGACUGCCAUUAGCUUUAUUAUACUGUUUCAAGCUUUUCAUUGUAAUCAUGAUUUUUUUCUUUCUUUUUUGUGUGUGCUGGGGACCAAAUCCAGGGCCUAGAACAUGCUAAGCAUGCAGUCUACCACUGAGCUACACCCUAAGCCUGUAAUCAUGAUUUUGUAAAAACUCUAACCUUGUUUAUUGUUAAAAUAUGCAGGCUUGGCUGAGUUGCAGCAGAAUGAUGAGAACAGAAUUUUUAAGUUCUAACAUUUCUCUUCUUAUAAUUCUGCUUGACUGGAUAAAAGGAGAAAUGCUUUUCCUUCAUUUUCAAGUAAAACAAAUGUGUUUAAAAUGUUGUAUUAGUAAAUUAAGUAUCAGGUUUUGGGCAAAUGUUAUGACUGGGUAUGAUGAGUGAUUUACAUGUAUUUUUAAAAGUCACUGUAUUUCUCGCAGGCAGUUACAGUACAGAGAGUCUUUGUUCUCAAAAACAGAGUAGCACCACAAUUAUGUUUUGUUGGAUGGCUUGGUAUACACUAGAGAACUGAAAGUGAACCGUGAAAUAGCCAUUAACACAGACGUGACCAUCAAAGGAUGUUUCUAAGGAUGUUUCUAAGGAUGUUAUGUCAACUAGUUCUCCCAUGUAAAGUCAUUUUAGUGCCAUAUGAACUUAUGCAGAAACAUAAAAUAUGAUUUGAUUACUAUCCUUAACAUUAAGAAAAUUGUUGAAAAUGUAACAAUUCCACUUACUGUGUUUAGAGCACUUUUAUGGUUUAUUGUAAGCAUGACAGAAAUAGGAAACGGACAGCUCAAGUUCCAUAUUUAAAAUAGUGACAUGUAGAUCUGAUGUGAUCUUGAAGAUACCAGAAAACUAAGUUGAAAGUGUUAUUUCUGGGGCUGGGGAUUUAGCUCAGCGGCAAAAAGCGCCUGCCUGGCAAGUGCAAGGUCGUGAGUUCGGUUC
Chinchilla lanigera (long-tailed chinchilla) is the source of this 2677-nucleotide messenger RNA. It is a transcript of the gene Slc25a16, whose product is annotated as solute carrier family 25 (mitochondrial carrier), member 16. Gene Ontology annotation, biological process: transmembrane transport. The record is from RefSeq and is a predicted model, not a curated record. Bases 251 to 1432 code for a protein of 393 amino acids. NCBI's taxonomy places the organism in Eukaryota, Metazoa, Chordata, Mammalia, Rodentia, Chinchillidae. The transcript is spliced from 9 exons.